AUGUAUGCAGGGGUUCCUUUAAUUUGUAUUCCUUAUGCAGUUGAUCAAUUCUAUAAUGCAUCCCUCAUUGAACACUUGGGAAUUGGAAUUUAUGUUCAUUCAGGACAAGAUUUCGCAAAAGCAUUGAGAAGUGCUCUAAAAAGUAUUUUGAUUGAUAACUAUGAGUAA
Meloidogyne enterolobii is the source of this 168-nucleotide messenger RNA. The record is from the annotation of a GenBank genome assembly. NCBI's taxonomy places the organism in Eukaryota, Metazoa, Nematoda, Chromadorea, Rhabditida, Meloidogynidae.